Molecule: messenger RNA, 3504 nt
Organism: Eremothecium gossypii ATCC 10895
Lineage: Eukaryota; Fungi; Ascomycota; Saccharomycetes; Saccharomycetales; Saccharomycetaceae
Gene: MSH6
Product: mismatch repair ATPase MSH6
Exons: 1
Coding region: 1-3504 (1167 amino acids)
Biological process (GO): mismatch repair
Cellular component (GO): nucleus; MutSalpha complex
Molecular function (GO): mismatched DNA binding; ATP-dependent DNA damage sensor activity; ATP binding
Source: RefSeq, marked provisional
AUGCCUCCAUCAACGCCGCAGCAGUCCAAGAAGGUGAUGCAGAUGACGCCAGGCAAAAAGCGGCUGAAACAGGCGACUCUGAUGUCGUUCUUCAAGAAGGGCAUGGGCGGCACGUCGCCAGCGGCAGGCGCAGAGCCGCAGCGGGGCGCGGCGGUGGAGACGUCGACACCGUGCAAGGCGGAGCAGCUGCAGCUGUUCGUGGAGGACGCAUCAGACGAGGGCGAGACGACGUUUGUGACGGCACACGACGACGGGGCGGUCAAGGAGGAGGGCGCAACGCAAGUGGAGUCGCAGGGCAGCGCGCGGCGGCGGCGGUCGGUGUCGUACGCGGAGGAGAGCGACGACGAGGACGUGGUGGCGGUGCGGCGCAAGACACGGCGGAUGGCGGGGGACGACGAGGAUGCGGAGUUUGUGCCGGAGCGUGGCGGCGGCGACAAGGACGCGUCGAUGCUGCUGGAGGACGACGACGAUAUUCUGGAGCUGGCGGCGAAGCCGCGCACGGCACAGCCGCGGCGGCCCGCUCCGCCGCCGGCGAGGCGGCCGCCCGCGGUGCGCCCGGUGCGGGACGUGUCGCCGGGCAAGCACUCGAACUUCAGCAAGAACAACGAGGAGCGGUACCAAUGGCUGGUCGACGAGCGCGACGCGGCCGGGCGGCCGCCAUCGGACCCGGAGUACGAUCCGCGGACACUGCACAUCCCGGCGCAGGCGUGGGCUCGGUUCACGCCGUUUGAAAAGCAGUACUGGCAGAUUAAGUCGAAGAUGUGGGACUGCAUUGUGUUCUUCAAGAAGGGCAAGUUCUUCGAACUUUAUGAGAAGGAUGCACAUUUGGCCAACCAACUGUUUGACCUUAAGAUUGCGGGCGGCGGGCGCGCAAACAUGCAGCUAGCCGGCAUUCCCGAGAUGUCCUUCGACUACUGGGCGUCGCAGUUCAUACAGCACGGGUACAAGGUUGCCAAAGUAGAUCAGAAGGAGUCGAUGCUGGCGAAGGAGAUGCGCGAGGGUAAUAAAGGGAUUGUGGAACGUGAGCUGCAAUGCGUGCUCUCCGGUGGUACUCUGACGGACCUGAAAAUGCUCCACUCGGACCAGUCCACGUACUGUCUUUCCAUCCACGAGGCACCGCUUGCUCUCUAUGCGAUGGAGCGGGGUGAAGCAGUGCCGCCAGAAGCCCAGCAACAGGGGCGGCUAUUUGGCACUGCAUUUAUCGACACAGCUACAGGCCGGAUAUGCCUUCUUGAGUUUGAAGAUGACAGCGAGUGCACCCAACUGGACACCCUAAUGGCGCAGGUCAGGCCCAAGGAAGUCGUUAUGGAGAAGCGCAAUCUCUCUGUAAUUGCACAUAAGAUUGUCAAAUUCAAUUCCCAGCCGGAUUGCAUCUUCAACUAUCGCACCUCGGCGGAGUUUUACGAUUACGCCCGCACAUUUGAUGAAGUAUCCAAUGGCGGAUAUUUUGCAGGCAUGGACUCGUGGCCAGCCAUUUUAAAGCAAUACUAUGACCAGGGUAAAAAGGUGGGUUUUAGCGCUUUUGGCGGACUGCUGUCAUACUUGCAAUGGUUGAAACUGGACAAAUCUCUGCUAUCGAUGGGAAUGGUGGAGGAGUAUAACCCUCUAAAAGCACAGACAUCGCUUGUUCUUGAUGGUAUCACGCUCCAAAACUUGGAGAUUUUUGCCAAUUCAUUUGAUGGGACAGAUAAAGGGACUUUAUUCAAGUUAGUGAACCGAGCCAUUACUCCCAUGGGAAAACGGCAAAUGAGGACUUGGGUCAUGCAUCCGCUGCUACGAAAAGAACACAUUGAAGAGCGUCUGGAUUCUGUAGAUCAGCUGUUAAAUGAGAUGCCGAUACGCGAUCUCUUGGAAUCCUCCUUAACUGGGUUACCUGAUUUAGAACGACUACUGGCGCGGGUACAUUCUGGUAACUUGCCUAUUAAAGAUUUUGACAAGGUGAUUUGUGGGUUCGAGAACAUAGUACGAUUGAUAUCAUCUCUGAAUGAGUAUGAGCUGUCUGGUUCACUUUCCAGGUUCUUACAUGAUAUACCAUCGACCCUCAAAUCCGACGUCGAAUCUUGGACUACCCUUUACGAUCGCAAUAUGGCCGUUAGCGAGGGGAAAGUUGUACCAAAUGCCGGGGUGGAGCCUGAUUUUGAUGUUUCCCUGUCCAAAAUGCGUGCUUUGGAAGAAGAAUUGGAUGCUGUCUUGAGUGAGUACAAGAGGUCUUUUAAAUGUUCUAAAAUCCAAUAUAAGGAUUCUGGGAAAGAACUCUAUACGAUAGAGCUACCCAUCUCAAUUGCAAAGAGUGUGCCAUCUAAUUGGACCCAACUGGGAGCUAACAAGUCUACAAAGCGUUACUAUUCUCCAAAGGUACAGAAGUUAGCGCGCUCUAUGGCAGAAGCAAGGGAGCUUCAUAAGAUACUUGAAGAAGGCUUAAAGGGUAGACUAUAUCAAAAAUUUGAUCAAAAUUUUUCGACUACUUGGUUCCCUACUAUUAAGGCCAUAUCGAAUAUUGAUUGUAUCCUAUCUCUGGCGCGGACUUCCGAAUCUCUAGGAUUUCCUGCUUGUCGGCCGAAUUUUAAGGAUGAGAUCGACCCAACCACAGGCCACAAGCUAAACGGUUAUCUGUCUUUCAAAGAGCUGCGGCAUCCUUGUUAUAAUGCAGGUGUUAACGGUGCCACUGAAUUCAUUCCUAACGACGUGCACCUGGGUAAAAGUACUGCCCAAAUUGCUCUGUUAACAGGUGCUAAUGCGGCGGGAAAAUCCACUAUUUUGAGAAUGACAUGCAUAGCUGUAAUUAUGGCUCAAUUGGGCUGCUACGUUCCUUGUGAAGAUGCAGAGUUGUCGCCAAUGGAUCGAAUCAUGACUAGACUUGGUGCCAAUGAUAAUAUCAUGCAAGGAAAAUCCACUUUUUUUGUGGAACUGAGUGAGACAAGGAAGAUUUUAGAUAUGGCUACCAAUAGAACCCUAAUUGUCCUAGACGAACUAGGUAGAGGGGGAUCUUCCAGCGAUGGUUUUGCGAUAGCAGAAGGUGUGCUUCACCACAUUUCAACACAUGUCCAGAGCUUAGGGUUCUUUGCGACGCACUAUGGAACCUUAGGUCAAAGUUUUACGCACCACCCUAUGGUCAAGCCACUACAAAUGGCCAUUCUGGUUGAUGAGGGUUCUAAAAAAGUGACAUUUUUGUACAAACUAAUAGAGGGACAGAGUGAGGGUUCAUUCGGAAUGCAUGUCGCAGCUAUGUGCGGAAUUCCUAGAUCAGUGGUAGAAAACGCAGAAAGGGCAGCUGAAAGCUUUGAACACACAUCCCGGAUACUGAAGGAGCGGAAGAGGUAUAUUAAUGACGAGCAUGUUGUACCUUUAGGCUUACAAAGUGAUUUUGUCAGAUUGGUGUUCGGCGAUGGACUGAAGAAAACUGCCCUUGGGUCAGGAGAAGGCGUUAAAUAUUAUGAUAAAAGAAUUAAAGCAAAUGUUCUCAGAAAUAUUAUCUCUAUGGUGGAUGGCCUUAAUGAAAACUAA